This is a messenger RNA of Fusarium sp. VM40, 1656 nucleotides long. Lineage: Eukaryota; Fungi; Ascomycota; Sordariomycetes; Hypocreales; Nectriaceae. The record is from the annotation of a GenBank genome assembly.
AUGGCUGACAGCCAUGAAUUCCGCAGGAGGAUCCUUCUCCUCGUAACAACAGGCGGUUUCACCCACGCAGCUCCAGUCCUUGAAAUAGGCGCUGUGCUCGCUUCUCGUGGUCAUGAUAUUCAAUUCGCUACCUGUGAAGGCCAGGAAGACUGGACGGCUGACUACCCCUUUAUUAAAACUGUUUACACCGUCGGUCCCGCAGCUGCAGAGCAUGAUCUGGACUUGCACUACGAGUCCAUGCGGCUCUGGCGCCAUGAGCACGGCUUUGCUCCCAUGAUGAAGUCAAAGUACUUCUUUGACAACUUCUGGACAGAUACUUACAAGUCUCUCCGGGCGUUGUGUGAAGAUGAAGCCACGAGGCCUGACUUUAUCGUUGCGGAUUUCUUCGCUGACAGUGCAGCCAGGGACAUGCUCAAGCAGUUCAACAUCCAGCUGGCGAGCAUAUGGCCUCAGAUGCCGUAUGCCAUGGCGCCUGUCAGUUACCAUCCCGGACAACCAGGGUUUCAAGCAGAUGGGGCGUUGACUUCUGAGCAUGCUUCUCUAACAUCACGGUUUUGGAACGAGUUUGUUGUCAUGGCUGCGCUUCCUACUGUAAUCCCCUGGUUGCUAUGGACGAAACGGAUGCGAGCCGAUGCUGGCGUCGACUACAGCCAUUCUCUCCUCCCCAAGCCCGAUUAUCUCGUGCUGGUCAAUUCAUUCUGGGGGCUUGAAGCUCCCAAAGAACUACCACCUCUCAUGGCUCCCGUUGGGCCUGUUCUCAGCGACGAGUACCCUCACCUUGAUGAAGACUUGGCUCAGUUUCUGGAUAGCCAUGAAAAAACCAUAUAUGUCAGUCUAGGAACUCACGUCAGCCUCCCUGGAGAAGAGCUCGCGAAAUUUCUCCUCGGUUUCAUCAAGGCUCUUGACGCUGGCUUUAUCAACGGUGUUAUAUGGGCUAUGCCUUCAAAAGCUCGUGCCAACUUCGACACAUCUAAAUCCUACAUUUUUACUGAUGGCUCCAUCCUCAGCGUCAGCAACCUUCUCAACGACGCCUAUCCGGAUUUCCGCCUCCCCGUCUUCGCACCACAACGGGCCAUUCUAGCACAUCGCAACACAGUUCUCUUCCUCACCCACGGCGGCGGUUCAAGCGCUAAUGAAACCCUCUUCCAUGGAACCCCCGUCCUCGUCGUAGGCUACUUCUUCGACCAGCUCUGCAACAGCGCCCGUCUCGCGGCAUCCGGGGUCGGAACAUCACUUGACAAAUCCCAUGUCACGCCAUCCUCCAUAUCCUCCGCCAUCGCGAACAUCACAACUGACACAGAUGGUUUAUAUGCCACCAACGUGCGUCGUAUGCAGCGCAUAGCAACAUUGAACGCCAAGCGCAAAUACCUUGCUGCUGAUCUCAUCGAGGAGGUCAUGACAGACCAAGAGCUUCGGUUCCGCAAGGGCGUGGAGCUGAGGCCGAUGCAUCUGCAGACAGCAGACAUGCGCAUGUCGAUAUGGAAGGCUAGGAAUUGGGACAUGUGGCUUGUCAGUCUAACUGGUCUUGCAGCUGGCGGGUUUGCAAGUUGGUGGUUUGCAACAGGGGGAUGGAGGAAGCUGCUGUUAAUACUGGCACGCUCUGUAAGAAUGGGAAGAGGUUUCGCAAGAGAAAUACUCUAUAGUCGUAGGUCAUGA